ACACAUCUAGAGAUUUGCAAACAAAGUGCUACAUGUUCCUAGCAAGAUAAGUUCAACGCGAUGUUUUCAUUCGAUGCAUUUUCUAAAUAUUAUAAUGAGUGAAUGUGUCAGCUGAUUUUUGAAUGAAUUCAAAAGUGCGGGAAAUGAUGCUUAUAUAACUACGGUGCAUCAGACGGUUGAAUCAUUCUUCAUCGAGAGACACAUGGAUGCCAUGGAUGUGGAUCAAGAUUCUAAGGAGAAAGAUGUAGAGACGGUUACGGAGGAAGAGACGACUAAGGAGACUGAGACAGGUAUUCAAGAGACGGAUAGGGAGAAUGAGGCAGAUUUAGUGAAAGAGACGGCUACACAGGAUAAGGAGACUGAGACAGAUGCACAGCCAGCAAAACGGCGUCGGCAACAGAGAGGUAGAGGAAGAGGAAAAGGAAGAAGAGGAGGAAGAGGAGGAGGAAGAGAAGGAGGAAGAGGAGGAGUUCGUUACUAUUUCUCUGCCAAAACUAUGACUUUACAUUUUUAAUUCCUG
Molecule: messenger RNA, 520 nt
Organism: Corticium candelabrum
Lineage: Eukaryota; Metazoa; Porifera; Homoscleromorpha; Homosclerophorida; Plakinidae
Product: protein nemuri-like
Exons: 3
Coding region: 203-514 (103 amino acids)
Source: RefSeq, a predicted model, not a curated record